Molecule: messenger RNA, 2037 nt
Organism: Monosiga brevicollis MX1
Lineage: Eukaryota; Choanoflagellata; Craspedida; Salpingoecidae
Exons: 16
Coding region: 80-1909 (609 amino acids)
Molecular function (GO): protein binding
Source: RefSeq, a predicted model, not a curated record
GCCCGACACACACAGACUUGCAGUUGCAGAAGCACACAAGUUCUAAGGAUUGCAAAGCGGCACACUUUAGACUAUCAGGAUGGCCGAGUCUUCUUCUUCUACAGGGUCGGCCAGUGCCACUUCGCUCGUGGCCUCGGCGCGCCAAACGUUUGAGGAGCUGCCUCAAUGGGCCAAGUACGCGGUCGGUGCCGCCGCUGCCACUGCAGUGGCUGGUGGUGUUUACUAUGCCGUGACGCGCACGGCCACACACGACGGUUCCCAGGUGGCCGCUGCUGUCCCCCACGACUCCAUGCAACGCCUUGACUCGCCACAGUGCAAUGUGGCCGAGCAUCGGCAAACUUCCGAGCCGGCGCCGGCAGUCAAGCCCGAGGAAGUGGCUCGUCAAUCCCCCGAGGAUAAAGCUGCUGAGGCCCGGCAAGCUGCCCUCGCUGCCAAGAAGGAAGGCAACGCCGCGUACAAGAACAAGAAAUGGAGCGAUGCCGUGUCCGCUUACUCCAAGGGCCUCAAGCUCAUCGCCAGUGAUGACAAGGAAGCUGCCGCCCUUUACUGCAACCGCGCCGCUGCUUACUUGAACUUGAAACAAUACGAGCGCGUCGAGGCCGAUUGCACCCGCGCUCUCAAAAUCGACCCACGCUAUGCCAAAGCUCUAAACCGCCGUGCACAGGCCUACGAGUACAUGGGCAAGCCGCGUGAGGCCAUGUUUGAUUUUUCCGCUCUUCUCUGGAUCGAGCGCUUCAGCAACGAGGCCACUCAACAAGCCAUGGAGCGCGUUCUCAACACGCUGUGCAUGAUGGAGCUGCCGAAGAUUAUGAAGAACCGUCCCAAGCGACUUCCCGCUCGUACCAGCAUCGAGACACACUUUGACUCCUUUGGUCGCCCCCCGCGCGAGUCAGCGACCGUCGAAGAGCUGGAGAAGCUGCUGCAGGAGCAGGACAAGCCAGAUGCAAAGAUUUCGACACGCAUGCGCCUGGCUCACCGCCUCGUCAAGGACAAGAAGUACGAAGAGGCCAUGCGUGCUUACCAGCAAGUUGUCGACACUCUGCGUGACGCAGAGCAAACAGACAUUACUCGACUCAUGUAUACCCUGGCCCUGACGUAUCUCUCGUCUUUCAAGAUGCUGUCCAACUGCAACGACGAGGCCUUGGAGUUGCUGAAUACCGCCCACGAGAUCACAUCCAACAACGUGUUUGUUCUGAUCCGUCGUGCCACCGUGCUUUUGGAGAAGGGUCGCGCCCCCGAAGCCAUCGCCGAUGCUGAGAAGGCUGUUGCCACUGGCAAUCCCUUUGCUUUCAUUUGCCGCGGCCAGGUUCACGCACAAACAGGCCGCCAAGCUGAAGCCUUUGCCGACUUUGAAAAGGCCAUUGCGAUGGAGAAGAACACCUCGUACAUCCCCUACAUUCACGUCGUGCUCAAGGCAUUGCAGACUGACCCAGCCGCGGCGGGUCAGCUUUUGGACAGCGCCCUGGAAAAGUUCUCCGAUGUAGCAAUCAUGCACCAGUUCAAGGGCGAGGUGUUGAUGAACCUUGGCCAGCUCGCGGCUGCUGAGCAAGCAUUUGACCAGGCCCUCACCGUGGAUCCGGAUAGCCCUAAUGCCAUUGUCAACAAGGGCAUGGUGCUGAUUCAGCAGGGCAAAUUGCGCGAGGGGCAGGAGCUGAUUGAACAGGCGCUCAAGAUCGAUCCCCUUUGCGAGGCGGCAUAUGCUCGCUUGGCUGAGCUCGAGAUGCAGAAGCAAAACGGCAAGAAAGCUGUCGAGUACUACCAGAAGGCAAUCGAUUGCGCUUCGGUGCCCGGCGAGAUUCAGCAACUGCUGCAGCACCGAGAGGCCGCCUACGCUCAGGACUACGUUGUCACCACGUAUCCUGAGUUGAUGAUGAACAUGAGCGAUGAGGCACUCCGCUCUGGCUUGUAGGCUGCUUAUCAAUGGUUGUCAUCUUGUUUCGCCGUCUGAAGCCAUGCUGAAGUCCUUCUGGGGGGCCCAAAUUGAGGCUCGCGGUGCAACAUUCAAUCGCCACACGUUCAAUUGCAAUCAAAAUGGUC